GGCCAGCUGCCUUGAGCUCCAAACCAGACGUCAAUCAUUCCCGCUGCCCUGCUGCUCUUCUGCACAUCCACCCACUCUGCCGCUUGUACCAACAACAAUAACAACAACACAUCACUUCGACUUUUUCUAAUUACAUCUAGCACCGAUACCGAAAAUUACCACCUCGUCUAGAUAUUGGCCAUGGAUACUCUCAUAGCCAAAUACAGCCGUCCGACUGCGUUCCAGAAUGAGACCUUCGCAGACGACCAGCAAGAAGACUUCCAAAACGAUGUCUCCCCCAGCCUAUCUCUAAAGUUCGCCAUGCCUCCCGUAGCCCAUCCCUCAGCAUGGCUCCGCGCUGCUACCGACGACCGCUCGAACCCCGACUGUCCCAUCAAGAUCGCGCACGGUACAACGACCCUCGCUUUCCGAUUCCAGGGCGGCAUCAUCGUAGCCACAGACUCCCGAGCCACGGCCGGUAACUGGAUCGCCUCGCAGACUGUCAAGAAGGUCAUCGAGAUCAACAACUGCCUGCUGGGCACCAUGGCCGGCGGCGCCGCCGACUGCCAGUACUGGCUCGCCUGGCUGGGCAUGCAGUGCCGCCUGCACGAGCUGCGUCACAAGCGCCGCAUCAGCGUCGCCGCCGCCUCCAAGAUCCUCGCCAACCUCGUCUACCAGUACAAGGGCAUGGGCUUGUCCAUGGGAACCAUGUGCGCCGGCGUCACCAAGGAGGAGGGCCCCGCGCUGUACUACAUCGACUCCGACGGCACCCGCCUCGCCGGGAACCUGUUCUGCGUCGGCUCCGGCCAGACCUUUGCCUACGGCGUGCUCGACGCCGAAUACAAGUACGACCUGAGCGAGGAGGACGCCCUGGAGCUGGGUCGCCGGAGCAUCCUGGCUGCUACGCACAGAGAUGCGUACUCGGGUGGUUACAUCAACUUAUACCACGUCAAGGAAGAGGGCUGGGUCAAGCACGGCUUCAACGAUACGAACCCGAUAUUCUGGAAGACGAAAUUAGAGAAGGGCGAGUUCACCAACGUUACCAGCUCCCUGGACUAAAUCGUGGGGCUCUUUUGCUUAACGAAGGAUGAAUUAUUACUCAGUGCAUACUACUGCAUGGUAUCAGGGAGCGGAACACCAUGGCAUGUAGUAAGGGAAGACGUGGGAAGGGUGUAAAACCAGCUUAAUAGCCUGUCUCGGUAACUACCUAGGUAUCUCGGCCAGUUUCCCCGGGUCAUUACCCGGGAUCCGCUGCGUAAAUGUAUAACUGGAACCAAGGAGUCCAGACCUU
Daldinia caldariorum is the source of this 1270-nucleotide messenger RNA. Its product is annotated as proteasome component PRE2. Bases 181 to 1038 code for a protein of 285 amino acids. Lineage: Eukaryota; Fungi; Ascomycota; Sordariomycetes; Xylariales; Hypoxylaceae. Gene Ontology annotation, cellular component: proteasome core complex. Gene Ontology annotation, molecular function: threonine-type endopeptidase activity. The transcript has 2 exons. The record is from RefSeq and is a predicted model, not a curated record.